Molecule: messenger RNA, 3722 nt
Organism: Plasmodium gaboni
Lineage: Eukaryota; Apicomplexa; Aconoidasida; Haemosporida; Plasmodiidae
Product: putative EMP1-like protein
Exons: 1
Cellular component (GO): membrane
Molecular function (GO): host cell surface receptor binding
Source: RefSeq, a predicted model, not a curated record
AAUUUAUCAAUAAAUGUACAAUGUAUGUUAAAAAAUAUAAGUAAUCAUUUAAUAGGUGAUAAUAGAAUUGAAGAAUUGAUGAAAAGACAUUUUAAAGAAGCAGUUGAAAAUAAGUUAAAUGAGGAACACGUUUAUGCGGAUAUUAAAAAUACACCAUGUAAUUUAGAUGAUACCAGUUACACAAACAAACCGCAAUGUUUACGUUUUUUGGAAGAAUGGUUUGAGGAAUUUAUUCAAAAAAAAAAAAUAUAUGAAGAACGUAUGAAACAAACAUGUCUUGAAGGUAAAAUAAUUACACAAAACCUAAUAGGUGGACAAAUAACUGCACAAUUGGGAUGUUCAUUAUAUUGCAAUGAAUAUAAUAAAUUUUUGCGUUCAAGAAAAGAAUGUUAUGGAAAAUAUAUUAGAAAUUGCAUCAAGGAAAAUCCAUUGGAUCAAAAAUCUGAUCCUACGUUACAAGCUGAUAUGGACGCAACUAUAAGACAAAUGAAAAACAAAUAUAAUUGUGGAAACGAUUGUGGAGAACCUGGAGAACACAAUUUAAAUCUGUUUUUCAAUCCUAAUAUAUUAUCUCAGCAUGAAACAUUUUGCUGCAGUUGUAUAAAUACUGUUGGUGAUAUAAAGGAGAUAUUUGGAAAAGAUGAUAAUGAAUCUAGUUAUAUUGAUGCCAUAUUAAAUAAAUUAAGUACAUGUGCAAUAAAAGAUGAUACGUUAGAUGGAGCUAAAAAUGGCAAAAUAAAAACUAAUAGUGGAAACGAUACAGAUAUAUGUAAGAUACAUUAUACUGAUUCUUUUUUGAAAGGAAAAGAAACAUGUAUUGGAAUUCCAUGUAAUAACUAUUACCAAAAGAAAAAAGAAUGGAUAUGUGAUUCUAAAAAACAAAUAUCUGGCGAACAAUUAAAAACUGGAUGGAGUGAUGGAACAAAAAGUGCCUGUUUACCUCCACGAACACAACGGUUAUGUCUAGGUAGAAUAUAUGAUAAUAAUUGCACAGAAAAACGGAUUGAAAAUAUUGAUACUAAUGAAAAAUUAUUAAAUGAAUUAAUUAUUGCAGCAAGAUUUGAAGGUACCCAAUUAUAUAACAAAUACAUAACUCAUGAUCAAACUAAAAAUAGAACUGAGGACGAAAAAAUGAAACGAUUAUGCAAUGCUGCAAAAUAUAGUUUUGCCGAUCUAGGAGAUAUAGUAAAAGGAACAAGUAUAUGGGAAAAUAAUGAUACUCGUACAAUGGAAAGGAAAUUAAUAAGUGUUUUUAAAAAAAUAUAUGAGAAAAUAGAUAAAGCAAAUCAAGAAAAAUAUAAAGAUAGCACUAAACCUGCUCAAUAUUUGAAUUUGCGCGAAAUAUGGUGGAAUACUAAUAGAAAACAUAUAUGGAAAGCCUUAGUUUGCAGCAUCGAGAAAUCAGAUACCAAAAAAUCAUUUUCAUGUAUAUCAAAGGAUGAACCACCAAAUAUCGAUUAUAUGCCGCAAUUUUUAAGAUUUUUAGAAGAAUAUUCCCAAUAUAUAUGUGAAGAGCAAAAGGAAAAAUUAAACCAUGUACAACAAGAUUGCAAAUUGUGCAAAGAGGAUGCGUUUAAAUGUUCUUCAAAGGAUAGUCAUGAGUGCACAAAAUGUUAUAUUGCGUGUGAAAAAUAUAAAGAUUUUAUGUUGGAUUCUCAGAAUAAAUAUAACAAACAAAAAAGUAAAUAUAUAUCAGAAAUUGAUAAAUAUGUUAAAAAUAUUAAAAAAAGUAAUAAUGCAAAAAAUACAAAUGAUGAAUUUUAUAAUUUAAUAAAAAGGGAUUAUAAAAAUAUAGGGUAUUUUUUAAAUGAACGAUUGAAGGACGACAAAAAUAGUUGUAAUUUGAAAUAUAAUAAUAAUAUUGAUUUUAAUAAUGAAAAUAAAGUAUUUAAAGAAAUUCCAGAAGGGUAUGAUAAAGCAUGUAAUUGUAAAAAUAUAAAGAAUUAUACUAAAUAUGAUGAAAAAAUUAAUGUUCCAUUGAAAGCAAAUUUGGAAAAAAGUGCGUGUAUGCUUGAUCAAAAGGAUAAUGUAUAUGGUAAUAAAGGAACCCUAUGUAAUAAUUCUAAAAGUGCUGGAACGGUUAAACACUGGGAAUGUAAUUUAAAUAAUAAUAGUGUAUUUAGAUUAAGAAAUGGUUGGAAUAACGACAAAAACGAUAACGGUGCUUGCUUGCCUCCUAGAACGCAAGAAAUAUGUUUAGCAAAUUUAUCAAAAGAAGACUUAAAAUCAAAAAUUGAUGAAAAAUCUAACUAUGAUAACGUUAAAAAUACCAAACUCUUGACUGAAAUAGCUCUUGCAGCAAAACAUGAAGGGGCGUUGUUAUGGGAAUUGUAUAAAAAUAAUCCUUCGCUAGCAUGUAUGAAAUUACGCAACAGUUAUUCUGAUUAUGGAGAUUUAGUUAAAGGAACAAGUAUAUGGGAAAAUACAAAAAGCAAAACAGCCGAAGACAAUAUCGGAGAUAUUUUAAAAAAUAUUUUUAAAGAUAAAUUUAAAUCUGAUUAUAAAGAAGAUAUAAAUAAAUUAAGAGAAGAUUGGUGGAAAGCAAAUAGACAAGAUAUAUGGAAUGCAAUGACAUGCGAAAUACCAGAUUAUGCAACGUUUGUCAUUACAAAGAAACCAUCAGAUGGUCAAGGAAUAGAAUAUAAUGUUACGGGGAAAUGCGGAUAUUCUCAGGAAACUCCAAAGGAUGAUGAAAUACCUCAAUUUUUACGUUGGUUCAAGGAAUGGUCCAGUGAUUUUUGUACAGAAAAAAAUAAAUAUGAUAUAAAUAAUGCAUUUGUAAAUACCAUAGGGGAAGAUAAAAAUAUAUUAUCUAUGUGUAAAGGUUGUUCUACAAGUGGAACAGACUGUCUUUCUACCUAUGUAAAGUCCAAUUAUAAGUCUUCAUACGUAACAUGUGCUACAUGUCAAAAAACAUGUAAGGAAUAUAAAGACUGGAUAAAUAAUCAGAACUCAGAGUUUUCUAAACAAAAGAAUAAAUACGAAGAUUUAAUUAAUAAAGCCAAGGAAUACAGACUCAGUAAUCUUAAUUCAAAUGUCGAUAUAUCUUUCAAUAAAACGACCGAAUAUUUACAAAAACUAAAAGACCAAAAUAUGAAUGGACCAGAUCAAUAUUUGCAAUCAAAUAUAUUUGAAACACAAUGUUUUAAAAAUAUCGAUGUGGAUUUUACUAACAUACAUAAUACGUUUAAUGAAAAACAUAAAUAUUGCAGAACAUGUGAUGAACAACCACAUCUGAAGGAAAUGUUUCCCCAUUUAAAUUUUACUCAGGAUGGUAUUGAUAAUUAUAAACCUGGAGAUAAACCUACUGGAAACGAUGAGACACAUGAUGUAGAUCCAAAUUCACCAGUAAAACCAACAGAAUCUACGAAAGACGUUGCAAAAAAUGAUGACAUAGAUAUUGAUAAUAGUAAAGGAAUUAAUUGUAUGGGCGUAAAAGAAUUGAGUAUGGUUAAAGACGGUGAAAUCGAUAUAUGUAUGCCUUAUAAUUAUGAAUUAGAUGGUAGUGGUGUAAACAAGCAAAAUCGAAAAAAAUACAUGAUAAGUCAUAUUCCUACAAUUGAUUGUACAAAGUCAGUUUUUCACAAAAAUAAUAACGGAGGAUGUAGUGAUAUUUGUCCGUGUCAUACCAAUAACGCUAAUACUAAUAAAUGGAUAUGGACAAAAGAAAAUGGUAACAACGUAGGAUUAAAAAAGGAUAAUAAUUAUGCAAAUAAAAUAGG